AUGAGUCUUCAAACACCACACAUUGCUGUGCUUGUACUAGAUAUACCAAUUGAAGGGAUCACGGAAAAAUAUGGUGACUUUGGUGACAACACAAUUGAUUUGAUAAAAAGCACCGGCACCUCUUCGUUUAAUUUUGUAAAAUACCAAUUAAAUUCCAAGAACCCAGAGCAACUCGACAAAGUUUAUGAGGAACUACUUUCAUCGAUUCACAAUCAUUUGAUAGAAGGAUUUGUUUUGACAGGAUCACGCAGCGAUGCUUUCAGUACCCCACCAUGGUUGGUUAGAUUCAAAUCGUUCUUAAGGAACUCGGUCCUAAAGCUUGACAAGCCUGUGGUUGGUAUAUGCUUUGGUCAUCAGGUUAUUGCUUCAGUUUUAGGAUGCAAGGUUGAUCGAAGCAAUGAAGGAUGGGAGGUUGGCAUCACUACCAUUUCCAUAAACGAUGAUAUAUAUAAAUUAGAAAACUCACCAUUUACCGAGUUAAAUCAAAAGGAAAAUUUAGAUGAAUCGGGUCAGGAUUGUGAUGCUGCUGUUUUAUUUGACCACUUGAAUUUAGUUGAAUCACAUCGAGAUGUCGUGUACGGCGGACUUCCUGCUGAUUUUAUCAAUUUUGGUUCUACCAAUAAAUGCUCUAUUCAGGGAAUGGUGAGUGUCGACAAAGGCGAUGGCAACAAACGUAACUGCAAUGUCAUCACUUUUCAAGGACAUCCAGAAUUUACGACAAGCUUGGCUUUAGAUUUGUUGAAAUAUAAAUUUGAUGCUGGAUUGUUGAGUGAGAAGGAAUAUGAAAAAGCAAAGUACCAUACAUCAACCUUGAACAAUCAAGGUGACCUAAUAGGAAAAGUCAUUAAUAAAUUCCUCUUACCAGAAACAAACGCAAGUGAGAAAUCGUAA
This is a messenger RNA of Lodderomyces orthopsilosis Co 90-125, 891 nucleotides long. Its product is annotated as putative amidotransferase. NCBI's taxonomy places the organism in Eukaryota, Fungi, Ascomycota, Pichiomycetes, Serinales, Debaryomycetaceae. The record is from RefSeq and is a predicted model, not a curated record. Gene Ontology annotation, cellular component: cytosol; nucleus. The transcript has a single exon. The coding region runs from base 1 to 891 and encodes 296 amino acids.